Molecule: messenger RNA, 2012 nt
Organism: Bursaphelenchus okinawaensis
Lineage: Eukaryota; Metazoa; Nematoda; Chromadorea; Rhabditida; Aphelenchoididae
Source: the annotation of a GenBank genome assembly
AUGACUGACAAAUGGCUGCGGGUUGAGAAGCCUGUCAGCCUUCAGAUUCCCAAGAACCUGAUUCCUCACAGUUUCUACACUUACAGUACCUCUUUGUCCGGGAAGGUAGGGGUGGUGGAGGCUAUGUUAAUAUGGUUUAUAUUGUUUUAGGUUUAAAAAAUAGGUUACAAAAACCUUAAUUUGAAUUAUAUUAAGCAUAACUUUGGACAAAUUAAUUUAGAGGAUCUAUGUAGUCGGGAGUUCUAAGGAGGUAGUAAUCACAAAUGACCUAAGGGCCUUGAGGAAGCUCUGCCUUCUGGAGAUUGACCUCGAGACUAAAGAGAUCAGCAGUUACUCAGUAGACGUGGGCGACUUUACUGGCGAAGUACUUGAACUUUACUUCCUAGCCAAGGACCUGGCUGUUCUACUGACAUACGAUCACAGGAAGAACGAACUACUACAAUAUCGACUGAUUAUCGACCGAGUGAGGAAAGAGUUGGGGUGUGACGUCGUGAGGUGUACCAGCUUUGAUGGUAACAUGGGACUGAGAGUGGGCGUGGGUGCGGUGGUUCAGGGCUACAUUCUGGUGGUGGGGAGGACGUCGAGAGAGAUGGGUGACGUGUGUAAGGUGAAGAUGCUGGCCUCGGACCCUUACCACUACGAACACUUUCCCGACUUUGAGUUGGACAAACAGGUACUGUCAUUUAGGGGUUCGUAAUUUGUGAAAUUUACUGAUAUAUUGUGCUUUAGAAGUAUGUAUACAUUUAAAACGGGUUUAUAUACGUAUUUAUGGAUAAGUUUUUUCUGACCUCAUACGAAGGUGUUGUAGAUGAUUGAGUUAGAGAGAAUAGCUCACAUGCAUCCAGAGGAACUGUAUGUGUGGCCAAAGUCGGUGCCAUUACUGUACAAUGAGUCGCUGUACUUUCUGAUGGCAAAGAAGGAAGAUUUCUCGUUAUUGUUUGACACAUCUCAUCUGGGUGUCAUGACAUACGAUCAUACCUCCAACCAGUUUGUCACCAAGAUUCAGGACGUUGACAAUUCAAAGAUUAAAGAGUAAGGUUCUUUUAAUUUUACUAUUUCUAAUAACGUUUACAUUGCGAUAAAUAUUGUUGUUAGAUAAACGUAUUUAUGAUAUUUGGUGACAUUUUGACUGUAAUCUUGUUUAAGGCUGAUAAACCACCGUGACAUGAACAUUAACUAUGGCUGUAUGAUCGCUCAGAAAGGCAAGAACAUGUGGCUGACCUUUAUCAGUCCAGCACCAGCUACUCACUGGCGCUGGAAGCUUCAGAUGGUGGCUACUGUGGUUUGUCAGUAAGUUUUUAUAUCUUUUUAGUAUAUAAACUUGUUAUGUGUAAUACUCUAAAUUUGGAUAUGAUUUUAUAUUAUAGUUUGCCAGACUUUUGGUUUUACUUUUCACUACUUUAUACCUACAGUAAUUUUUUUGUCCUACCGUAUUACCUACAGUAGUUUCAGUAUGUUUCUGUUUGUCUUCGGUCGAUUCUUCAUUUGGUUUGGGAACUAUGACGGUGGCUACAUGGCUACAAAGUUCAUGCACUUUUACUUGUGGAUGAUGGGACCAAGCAUGAUUCCUCAAUUCGGACCAUCACCUACCUUAAGAUUGGUCUCAUUGGACUUGGAGAGGUUUCAAUUGAAAGCCGCCAAGGUCAAUGUAAGGUUUAAAUUUUUUUUUAUUUUGACAUUUUAGGUAAUCACAAACAUUAAAACUGGUUAAAAUUCAAGCUAAUAUUACAUUUGUUUAGGUGAUGAAGUCAGCAUUGAGCAGAUUUGGUCAAGUUCUGAUCGACAGUACUCCUCGAGGUGACGUCAUCAUGGCAGAGAUGCCACCACGAUGUUCGGAGCUCCGAAUCUCCAGAAUCUGUAACCCGUUCGAGCCGGAACCGUUGUCGAGGAUGAGCAAGAAGACAGUGGAGCACACGUUUCCUCGACUGUUCCUGGAGAAGCGCCUGCCCGGCUACGUGCUCCAGUCCAAGAGUUCCACCAUAAUCGGUCCGACUUGGAAUCUGCUUAAGUAA